Molecule: messenger RNA, 4081 nt
Organism: Thamnophis elegans (Western terrestrial garter snake)
Lineage: Eukaryota; Metazoa; Chordata; Lepidosauria; Squamata; Natricidae
Gene: GPSM2
Product: G protein signaling modulator 2
Exons: 15
Coding region: 507-2486 (659 amino acids)
Molecular function (GO): GTPase regulator activity; protein binding
Source: RefSeq, a predicted model, not a curated record
CCUCCCCUCGUCACGCAAGGGGGCGGAGGGGGGGGGAGGGGAGCGCCCUGCCUUGAACCGGGCAGGUGGAAGCCGAAAGUGGGGGAGGCCUCCCGGGAAAGUGGGGUGAGGUAUUUUCGGAGACGACGGCCUUGAGCUGUGGAUGGCCGAAGGGAGGGCCCCGCCUGCUCGCUCGCUCGCUUGCUGGCUAACCCGAGGCCGCUGGGGAAUGAAAGCGAGCGAAAAAGGAACAUCCCCCCCUCCCCAACCUUCGUGGGCACCGCUGAGCCUGAAAUACAACUGAACGACUUACACAGAUUGUAACACAACUUCUGAAUGUAUAAGUGAUAUCUGAUAAGAACCUCCUUUUCUAAUCAAGGAAGAAUACUGCAACAAGAAUUUGAAUUUUAUUAACUCCAAGUCUUGAAUAACGUAUUGGGGCAUUGUUAUGAGAAUAUUUUUUCAUUCCUUGGUGAUUUUUCUACAUGCUGCCUAAUUGAUAAUAAAUUCAUUCAGAAUGUGAAUUGAUGGAAGAUGUCAUUUUGUUAAACAUGUGUGAAGAUAAUUCAUUUCAUGUUCGUUACAGAAUGGAAGCAUCAUGCCUGGAGCUUGCCUUGGAAGGGGAGCGUUUAUGUAAAGCAGGGGAUUGUCGAGCUGGGGUAUCUUUCUUUGAAGCUGCAGUUCAGGUUGGAACAGAAGACUUAAAAACACUCAGUGCUAUUUAUAGCCAAUUGGGCAAUGCCUAUUUCUACUUGCAUGAAUACGCAAAAGCUUUGGAAUAUCAUCAUCAUGAUUUAACUCUUGCAAGGACAAUUGGGGAUCAAGUAGGAGAAGCUAAAGCUAGUGGCAACUUGGGGAAUACCUUAAAGGUCCUUGGGAAUUUUGAAGAAGCAAUUGUUUGCUGUCAGAGGCACCUUGAUAUUUCGAGAGAUCUAGGUGAUAAGGUGGGAGAAGCCAGAGCUUUGUAUAAUCUUGGAAAUGUGUAUCACUCCAAAGGUAAAAGCGCUGCCUGUGCAGGUACCCAUGAUCCAGGGGAAUUUCCAGAUGACGUUAAAACUGCCUUGAGGAAAGCUGCAGAUUAUUAUCAGGACAACCUGACAAUUGUAACAGAAUUGGGAGAUAGAGCUGCCCAAGGACGUGCCUAUGGAAACUUGGGAAAUACACAUUAUCUUCUGGGCAACUUCCGAAGUGCUGUUACUGCCCAUGAACAGCGCCUUUUGAUUGCAAAAGAAUUUGGUGAUAGAGCUGCAGAAAGAAGAGCCUACAGUAAUCUUGGAAAUGCCUAUAUUUUCCUGGGAGAAUUUGAAACUGCUGCUGAAUAUUAUAAGAAAACAUUACAACUUGCAAGGCAGCUUAAAGAUAGGGCUGUGGAAGCACAGGCGUGUUACAGCCUUGGAAACACCUAUACCUUACUUCAGGAUUAUGAGAAGGCCAUAGAUUAUCAUCUGAAACAUUUAGCAAUUGCUGAAGAAUUAAACGACAGAAUUGGUGAAGGAAGAGCAUGCUGGAGUUUAGGGAAUGCAUGCACAGCUUUGGGGAAUCAUGAUCAAGCUAUGCAUUAUGCAGAAAAGCAUUUAGAUAUUUCAAGAGAGGUUGGAGAUAAGACUGGAGAAUUAACAGCUAAACUUAAUCUCUCAGACCUUCAAAUGGUGCUUGGUCUUAGUUUCAGCACAAACAACUCAGUGAUGACUGAAAAUCAGAUUCCAGAUUAUAACUUGAAUGGCACUAAACAGAGGUUAGGGCGUCGCCAUAGUAUGGAAAAAUUGGAACUUAUGAAACUAACACCUGAGAAGGUUCAGGAUUGGAACAGUGAAAUUCUAGCUAAACAGAAACCAUUGGUUCCCAAACCUUCAGCAAAACUGCACUUUGUAAAUCGAUUGAAAGGGAAAAAAUACAAAAAUAUGACUUCUUCUAAAGUUCUUCAGGAUACGAGUAACUCUAUUGACCAUCAACUAAAUUCACAGAAGAAAAGCAGCUUAGAUGUCCCUGGAGACGAAGGAUUUUUUGACUUGUUGAGCCGAUUUCAGAGCAACCGAAUGGAUGAUCAGCGAUAUUGUUUCCAGGACAGGAACAGACUGACAGUGACGGCUUCUGCCACAACAUCCAGAAUUAUGCAAAAAUCCUUUUCUGCUUCAAUGCUCUCUCCACAUACAGAUGAAUUUUUAGAUAUGCUUGCUAGUUCUCAGAGUAGACGUUUAGAUGAUCAGCGGGCCAGUGCCAGCAAUUUACCUGGACUUCGUCUUAAUCAACAUAAUAGUCAGUCAGUCCUUGGUCACCUGAUGGCCAGCAAAAACAGCGAACCAGAUGAUGACUUCUUUGAUAUAUUAAUAAAAUGCCAGGGCUCUCGAUUAGAUGACCAGAGAUGUGAACCACCACCAAACAUUCCAAAAGGACCAACCGUUCCUGAUGAAGAUUUCUUCAGCCUUAUUUUGAGAUCGCAGGAGAACAGAAUGGAUGAACAAAGAGUCUUUCCACCAUCUAAUUGGAAGAGGCCAAAUUCUACCUAAUGGACCUAAGCUCAAGUGAAAGAACAAGGGAGGAUUAUGUAAAGCAGCAGCAGAUAGUUUACAUAUAAUGCCUUCAGGGGAAAAAAAUAUAUAUAUAUAUUGAAAAUAUUCAGUAUGUGUACAUAGAAUACGGUACAGUCAUUACUACCACGGCUUAAAAUCAGACAUUUAAUACUGGUUCUAAAGUCAUCUGUAUAGUUUUAUUUCCAUACUGUCUGCUUUUCUGUUCAUUUCUCUUUAUGUAGAUAUACUGUUUUCCUUUAUUAAUACAAUUUGUGUUUAAGGUACUUUUGUCACAAAUUUUGGACAACUAUUUCUGCUAAAAUAUGUAAACUGUAGAAAUAAAUUCAUUUUCUAAUUUUUACAUAUUACAGAAGGUUUUAAAAUGAAUGGUAUUGUGGUUUUUUUAAAAAAAUUUUUUUUAAUACUGUUGUGUUUUUUAUGUUUUUAUCUAUAAAACAGUAUUAAGUCGAUUUAAGGAAAAAAAGCCAAUUCAGUUUAGGCCAUGAACAAAGUAUGCAAAGGCUUCAUCAUCACCUCUCAUUGAGUUUUAAAAAAAUAUUAAAAAUUUUUAUUACAGUAAUAAAAGCUUAUAUAAACUAAACUUGAAGAAAAAGGGGGACAAAGAAAAAAUAAGAAGAAGUGACUUCUAGUGUUAAAUAGAACAAGUUUAAGCAAAUUUAAUAACUUUUUACCAUCUAUAAGGUUACAGGUAUCUCUUCAUCCCACAAUUUCAUCCCUUAUUCAAAAGCAAAUCCAUAAAUCAAUUCUAGCAAGCUGACCACAAAAUGUUGCCAGAACUUUAAAAUCUCAAUUUUAAACUUGAUCAAUUAAACGGUCUAUUCAUUUAUUUCUAAUAAAUGAACUAAUUCAAUCACAUGCAGGUAAUCCUCAAUUUAUAAUUGGUCAUUUAAUGACCAUUUGAAGUUCCAGUUGGCUCUCCCCAAAAGCUGCUUAUGGCCGGGUUCUGAAGGCAUGACCGCUACAGUGUCCCUGUGGUGGUUCUUAGGAUUGACUGUAGAGAUGCGGCAAUGGUAGCGGCCCUGCUCACUUAUCUCAAAAGUAUAUGAGAAUGGGGGUGGGUGGGGAGAAGUGUGAUCCAGUUAGGUGACAGGUCAAAGACCUCUGGACCCCAAAGGGCAUGAAGCAGAGCAUGGGGUGUCUUGAAGCAGAGGGGGUCUUAGGGGGGCUGGGGCGGGAGCUGUGCUAGGCUUUCCAGGGUCUCCCCUGUGGCCUGAGAAACCUGUGUGCCAUUUAAUGAUCCACGUGGUCAUUUAACAGCCACGUUGGGAAGAGCAGGUCUGGGGAUUUCUAAGUGAGAUAACCACAUGGUUGCUUAAAAGUUGCCAUGACUUUCAACUGUAAUGGGCAGGCUCUAUUACAGUUGUUGGUUGAGCACUACCUGUAUUUUAUAGCAGUUGAUUUCAGUUAUCCCACUGUGCAGUUUUAUUCAAGGCUUUAAUAACUGGCUUUUGUAGAUCCAAUAAGGAACAUUUUCCACAUCAUUGUUCUCAAUUUCUUUGUAUUUUCGUUUUAAUUUUUAAAUCUCAUCCAAUUUCUUUUGUAUAUCCAGUAAAACAUUCUUUUCCAAAGCA